UCAUUUAUUUGAAAGUUGACAGCGCUUGACGGUGUUUCCAGCUCGGAAUAUAAAAAUGAGCUAACAGCACAGCUGUUAUACAGCUGUUUCAAUACAACAAAAUAUAGUGAAAUACGAAUAAAAAUAAAACGACGAAAGUAAAAUCAAAAAAUGAAUUUGGAGUAGUUUUAGUAGCUGUUAUUAAGAAACACAGAUUAUUACGAAACUUAAGAGCCUAAAAAAAUAAAUACAUCAACUUUGAUUUUCAUAUAUAAAAUAAUAAAUUAUUAAUUAUGUUGAUAGACCUCUUUUAAUGAAAUAAUUUUAACUACUCUCGAAAAUUUUGUUGAAUAAACUAAGAAAACUGCAUGAAAAAUAAACAUGCUUACUCUUUUCUAUGCAAGUGCGACAUUUUUGCAAUCAUGGCGUAUUAAAAGCGUUUGUUGUAAAAUAGCUGAUCAAUUGGCACAGCCAGCGAGUGUUGCGUUCUACGUUUUAUCCCCUAACAAUGAUGGAUUUGAUGCUAACUUGGCUACGUCUGAUCUAUGUACCAAUCGAAAAACUGCAAAAGUUGCUGAAAUUUUGUGGCUUAUGGGUAACUUAAGAGGAUGUAGCAUACGCCCAAUACAAUCAUUGAACAUAACGCCUUGGAUUUCUUUUUCUUCAAACUCAAAUUGUAUACCGUUUGCAUAUAAACGUAUUCCGGCAACUUCUCUUUAUUUAGCUAACAAAAAAAAUUUAUUUCACUUGCUAAUAGAAGCUGACGUGCAAUUACAUCCGAAACGUGAUAAUAACCAAGAAGAUAUUCAGAUUGAAGAUUAUGGCAAACUUAUUGCUUGGAAGAUUGAUUCUCACCUAGCUGUGUUAAUUGAAAUAGAUGUUGAAAAUUUCACUAAAUUGUUGAUUUCAACCUUUCUACAAAAUAAUUUAUUUAUUAAUGAUCAACUAUUAAUGCUUAGGAUUGAAACUGUAACGUAUGACGGAAAGCCGCAGCCAUUUGAACUUUUAUCUGGGCAUUUGCGUAAAGCAACACGGGCCACUACACAACAACUUAACGCAAAAGAGUGGCAGAAACAUUUGGAUGAUUUAAGAGCAUUAAGUAUUUUAGCAAAUCAAGCGACGGAAUUUGAAUAUAAAAAGAAUCUUACUGAAGGCAAAACGGGUGUUAUAAAGCCCGAUUUAAUACCAACCGAACAAAAAUCCAUUGAAUUAAGUAAUGUAACAGAAACAAGAGCAUCAGCUAAAGAAACAAAAACAACAACAUAUUCUUCUAAAAAAGAAUUGAAAGAUAUUCAAUUGUUAGAUGUAAAAAAAGAAGAAACUAAAGGCUCUUCCAAUAAAUUAGCUAGUACAUUUGAAAAAACAAAAGAUAAACCCACUGAUAUACAAAAGCCAAAGGAUACAGUUUUAAAUACAAAAUUAAAUGCACAGAAAGAUAUUGAAACGACUACACUUUCUGAUACUGCUCAACAAUCUUCUCCUGCAAUUAAAUCCAAAAAGAAAUUGGAAAUUUCAGUAAGUGAACUUGAAAAAAUUGCCAGCGCUACAGUUUUAUCAUCUAACGAUAAAGCGAAAAUUCCUGUUAUAUCUGAUAAUCAAUCUAUGGUUGAAUUAAAGUCUGAUAAUGAAAGUUUUGUUUCAUCACUGAAGGAAAAAAAUGUAUCCACAGUAACAUUAAUGUCAAAUGAACCUAAUAAUGAUGAUAUUAAACAUUCGAAUACAAAAAUAAUUAAAAACAAUUCCAAACAGGGUAAGCCUUUAAAUAUUUUGGUUUAUGCAGAAAGUCCUAGUGCCAGAGAGAACGCUUUAACAACCUUGAAAGACAUAUUGGAAAUUGACUUAUAUACAGUCUAUGCUAUGACUACAGAGCAAGUGGAAAAAAAAUUUUGGGUUGAUAAUACAGCAUUACUUGUUGUAUGCGGCACAGUGGCUUUAAAUAUCGGCGAGAUUUUUGUAGACUAUUUCUUGCAUGGCGGUAGAGUUUUGUCUCUUUGUUCUGAUAUUUUACAUUUCAUAUUACCAACUUAUCGUACUGCUGAAGUGCGAGAACAUGAGCUAGUUCAGUUUUCCUAUAAUAAAUGGCCCAAAGUUAAUAUGAUGCAUCACAUCUUCUGCUACCAACCGUCACCGGUUAAAAAGAACUUUUCAACCGACAGUGAUGAUUCAACUCUGCAAAGUGGAAAAAAGCCAGCUCUAGUGUGUCCAAGGUCAAUUGAACUGAAAGAUCUGCAUGGUGAAGUACAUAAUCUUGAUGUCAAAGUCUUAGGAACAGAAGAGACUUGGAAUACUCCUAGUUUGUUAUUAGCAAGUAGUGAUAUUAGCGGCGGGAAAGCUGUAUUCUCCCAGGUUCAUCUUGAAACUAAUCCAAAUCAGUUCGAGACUGAUGAAACAAAGUUUUUUAUUUUAAAACAAAAUGAAAGCUUUCGUUUAGAAAUACUUGGGGACUUACUUAUGACUUAUUUAAAUAUAAAUGUUAAACAAAAUAUUUCUGCACAACUUGGAGCGAAAAAUCAUUGUAUUUUUAAAAACGCCUAUUUUCUUGGUCACCAUGAGGCUAAGUUUCAGCUUCUUGAGAAAUUGAAACCUAAAUUCACUUCAGAAAAUACACUUAAUACAUCUAAAUUAACAAUGAAGUUUUUUAACAAAGGAGAAAAUCCUGAAAAUAUUAAUAUAAAUGAGCUUCCAAUACUUAUUCAUUCCUGCCCAGAUGAUUUCUCUACAGUGGAUUAUUUCGAUUGCUUAAAAACUAAAUACAUUGGUCGACUUGUUAUUUAUGCCCCGAUAAUUAAUAGUUCAAUGAAUAUAAUAAAUGAACUUGAUUUGACAAAUGGAAUUGCGAUUUUGCCACGUCAACAAACGGAAGGAGUUGGACGGAGCAAUAAUCAGUGGUUGAGUCCAAUUGGCUGUGCUAUGUUCUCAUUACAAUUGCAUAUAUCCUUAAAUUCAAAUCUGGGAUCGCGGCUGCCUUUAAUACAACACAUCAUUGGCGUAGCUAUCGUAAAUGCUUUAAAAACACAAAACCUUUAUAAGGACCUUGAAAUAAGUAUCAAAUGGCCAAACGAUGUUUAUGCAAACGGAGUCAGUAAAAUUGGAGGUCUUAUUAUAAAAACGACAAUAUUUGGUUCAAAUGCUGUUGUUAAUGUUGGAUGUGGUAUAAAUCUUAAUAAUUCAAAACCUACUAUUUGUAUAAAUGAUUUGAUUAAUGAGUUCAAUAGAGAAAAUCACAAGAAUUUACCACAUUUAAGAUAUGAAACUUUCAUUGCGCUAAUUUUUAAUGAAAUCGAAAAAAUCAUCGAAGACGUACAGUCAGGACAUUUUAAAGACUUUUAUGAAUUAUACUACAGGUUAUGGUUACAUAACCAACAGAUAGUUACAAUUCUGGACAAAAAUGGUACAAAGGAAAGAGCUAAAGUUGUUGGGAUUGAUGAAUGUGGAUACUUGAAAGUCGAAAAUUCCAAUAGUUGUAUAAUCACUGUUCAACCUGAUGGCAAUAGUUUUGACAUGCUUAAGGGCUUGAUCGUACCUAAAUACAAUUAAAUUAAGAUUAUACGAUUUUUUGAUGACAUAUGCAAUUAUAAUUAUUUUAUGAGAAUAUUUAAAUAUAUAUUGUUGCAUUUAAUUUGUAAUUACUCAACAACAAUAAGCUUUAAGAAGAUUUAAAAAAUUAAUUGCGUUUUAAAUGAUAAUUAAAAAAACCAUGUUUUAUUUAAUUUAAUACCGUGGACUGCCAUUUAUCAAAUUAUAACUUUUCAAAUAGUUAAUAUUAUACACAUAUUGAUCUUAUGUAUUCAGCAUUAAUAU
Messenger RNA from Teleopsis dalmanni, 3780 nucleotides. RefSeq names its product biotin--protein ligase (gene Hcs). The transcript is spliced from 14 exons. Gene Ontology annotation, molecular function: biotin--[biotin carboxyl-carrier protein] ligase activity. Gene Ontology annotation, cellular component: cytoplasm. The record is from RefSeq and is a predicted model, not a curated record. Gene Ontology annotation, biological process: protein modification process. Lineage: Eukaryota; Metazoa; Arthropoda; Insecta; Diptera; Diopsidae. Bases 361 to 3516 code for a protein of 1051 amino acids.